CGCAGCGGGUCUUGUGGGGGUCGGGCUCUGGCCCAGAAAAUAGCCAAAGGCUCGGGUAGCUGGGGACAGGGCGCAGCGGAGCUAGACCGGCCGGCACCGGUGGCGUGUGGGUGCACGGGAGGUGCCUAGGUCUUGGCUCCAGAUCUGCGGCUCAGGCCCUGGGCGCCCCCGCUUCUAGAACAGGGGGUUCCAGCCACUGGCUUGGUGCUCUUCAUAGCCACCCGUCAUGGCCCGGGGACUGCCCAGUGCUGCCAGCCUGGCACGCUUCUGCCAGAAGCUGAACCGCCUGAAGCCGCUGGAGGAGUCCAGCAUGGAGACGUCCCUGCGGCGCUGCCUGUCCACACUGGAUCUGACCCUGCUGGGUGUGGGCGGCAUGGUAGGCUCGGGCCUCUAUGUGCUCACAGGCACUGUGGCCAAGGACAUGGCUGGCCCUGCCGUGGUCUUGUCCUUCGGCGUGGCCGCUGUGGCCUCCCUGUUGGCAGCCCUGUGCUAUGCAGAGUUUGGAGCACGAGUUCCCCGCACGGGUUCUGCAUACCUAUUCACCUAUGUGUCCAUGGGCGAGGUGUGGGCCUUCCUCAUAGGCUGGAAUGUGCUCCUGGAAUACCUCAUCGGGGGUGCCGCAGUAGCCCGUGCCUGGAGUGGCUAUCUGGAUGCCAUCUUCAGCCACAGGAUUCGAAACUUCACUGAGUCUCAAGUGGGUGUCUGGCAGGUCCCCUUCCUGGCCCAAUACCCAGAUUUCCUGGCCGCCAGCGUCCUACUCGUGGCCUCUGCCUUUGUCUCCUGUGGAGCCCGAGUCUCCUCCUGGCUCAACCACACCUUCUCAGCCGUCAGCCUGAUGGUCAUCCUUUUCAUCAUCAUUCUGGGCUUCGUCCUGGCCCGCCCCCACAACUGGAGCGCUGAGGAGGGUGGCUUCGCACCCUUUGGCUUCUCUGGCAUCAUGGCGGGCACUGCCACCUGCUUCUAUGCCUUCGUGGGCUUCGAUGUCAUUGCUGCCUCCAGUGAGGAGGCCCAGAACCCACGGCGGGCCGUGCCCAUGGCCAUCGCCAUUUCCCUUGGCCUGGCAGCCAGUGCCUAUAUCCUCGUGUCUGCUGUGCUAACCCUCAUGGUGCCCUGGCGCAGCCUGGACCCUGACUCCGCACUCGCUGACGCGUUCUACCGGCGGGGUUACAGCUGGGCUGGUUUCAUCGUGGCAGCUGGCUCCAUCUGCGCCAUGAACACCGUCCUACUCAGCAACCUCUUCUCCUUGCCACGUAUCGUCUAUGCCAUGGCCGCUGAUGGGCUCUUCUUCCAGGUGUUUGCCCGUGUGCACCCCCGAACACAGGUGCCUGUGAUGGGCAUUCUGGUGUUUGGGGUCCUCAUGGCUCUCCUGGCCCUGCUGUUGGACCUAGAGGCACUGGUCCAGUUUCUGUCCAUCGGCACUCUUCUGGCCUAUACCUUUGUGGCUGCCAGCAUCAUUGUGCUGCGCUUCCGGAAGUCAUCUCCACACAGCUCCUCGGGCCCAGCCAGCCCUGACCUCACAGCCAAGAAGUACGACUCCUUCUCAGACCACAUACAGCUAGUGGGUGCUGUGCAGGCCUCAACCCCUGAGCCUGGGCAGCUGCGACCAGCCCUGAGGCCCUACCUCGGCUUCCUGGGAGGGCUCAGCCCUGGAACCGCUGUGACGUGGGCACUUGGUAUCCUGGUGGCCUCAGCUAUCAUGCUGGAUUGCAUACUGGUCUUUGGGGACUCAGCCCUGUACCUCCCACGGUGGGGCUACAUCCUGCUGCUCCUCAUCAGUGGUGUGGUAUUUCUGCUCAGCCUCCUGGUCCUGGGGGCUCACCAGCAACAGCACCGGCAAGAUACUUUCCAGAUCCCCUUGGUGCCCCUGACUCCGGCCUUGAGCAUCCUCCUCAAUAUCUGCCUCAUGCUGAAGCUGAGCUACCUGACCUGGAUGCGCUUUGCCAUCUGGCUGCUGAUUGGACUUGCUGUGUAUUUCGGUUAUGGCAUCAGGCACAGCAAAGAGAACCAGCAGGAGCCACCAGGGCUGACCACCACACGCUAUGUGGUAUUCCCCAGCGGCAGCCUGGAAGAGACGGUGCAGCCCGUGCAGCCUGUGAGCCAGGAACCAACCCAAGGGCCUGACAGCACGGAGUAGCUGGAGAGUCUGUGAGCCAAGUUGUGCUUUCCCUGCCCUCUCCCACAUCCUUGAGAGGCCAGAGGAGCUGGGAGCUGCUUCUCUCCAAGGCAGCUUGGGUGUACAGCCGCCCAGGUUGAGAAGUUCUCAGGAUCUUAGGACUCUAUCCCACAUACUGAGCUUCUGGUCUUUAGGGGAUGGACCUUGGCCAGCAUUAAUGCAGUGGACUCUUUGCUCAGCACCUUCCUAUUUAUGACCAACUCCAGGUCCUGGGCAGGUGGGGUACGGUGGGCGGGGAAGAGGUUGCAGUCCCAGGGAUCCAUAAUAAUAACUGCUUGGUCAGCCAUAUGGGCAACCACUAUGUCCACAUUUUUUUGUGACCCUGAGUUCUCACCUGCCCCCAAGGAGCCAGGUGAUUGUCUCCAGUCUGCAGCAAAGAUGCUGAAGUUCUGCAUGGUAGCUCUGGGACUAACCCACAUGGCCAGCCCUGGGUCCUGGCCCCUCCCUCAGGACAGUGCCUCUUGACCAGUUCAGAGGGGAGCUACAUAUACCAGAUGAAGAGGGUGGGGACCGUGGGAGGGGUCAGGGCUGGACCCUAUGAAGGUUGCCUAGAAAAGGCAAGGGUUCCCAGAGAGACAGUGUGUGCCGGAAGCCUGGCCCCAGGACACUGAGGCACAUCUGCACACAGGUAUGUCUCACACACACACACAUACACACACACACACACACACACCCUCAGGCACAUGCCUGCAUAGCCUGCAUAUCCCACACAACUACCCUGGGGUGCACACUCCUGCCCAGACCAAGGUGACACCUGUAACAAGCUCAAGCCUGGGCCACACCUCGCUUCCUUGUUGUGUCUGCCCACUUUGCCAGGGUUUGAGGUAAAGGCUGAGGUGGUAUACACAUGACUGGUACACAGUUGAGCAUGAGUCCACAGAUGCCUGGGCCUACCCCUACUGCCUUCUGGUCCACUCGGUGUCCCACAUACAGGGAGGAGGGAAUUCCUGGAUAAACCCCAGGCCAUUGAUGGUGAACCCUUUAGAGACUGAGUGCCCAAACUGCAACCCCAAACCCAUGUAUUUAUUGAAAAGUGCCAAUGCUGGCCCUA
Messenger RNA from Chinchilla lanigera (long-tailed chinchilla), 3224 nucleotides. It is a transcript of the gene Slc7a4, whose product is annotated as solute carrier family 7, member 4. The record is from RefSeq and is a predicted model, not a curated record. Gene Ontology annotation, molecular function: amino acid transmembrane transporter activity. Gene Ontology annotation, cellular component: plasma membrane. Gene Ontology annotation, biological process: amino acid transport; transmembrane transport. The transcript is spliced from 5 exons. Bases 227 to 2134 code for a protein of 635 amino acids. Lineage: Eukaryota; Metazoa; Chordata; Mammalia; Rodentia; Chinchillidae.